AAGGGCUGCACAUGUGGGGCCACACUGUCAGAGAGACUCGGUCUGACUCCUCCGCUGCUGCUGAUCAUUGGAGGAUCCUGAUCACUGACAGAAACUGAUCAUUAAGGAUUAUUGAUUUUAUGAAUUCUCUUCAUCAGGACUGUGACAGAGAAGAAGCUGCACGAUGGAUUUAAACCUGCUGAUUUCCGUGUUGUCAGUGAUGUUCACCUGGACUCUGAGCACAGUUCUAUCGGCUCCUUCUGGAGAAACUCCCGCCGCCUCCACCGCCUCCCCGCGGAGACACGUCCGGACCAAACGCUGCUCCUGCGCCACCUUCCUGGACAAGGAGUGCGUCUACUUCUGCCACCUGGACAUCAUCUGGGUCAACACACCUGAGCGCGUGGUCUCUUACGGACUGGGCAACGCUCCCAGGACGAAACGCGCGGCCGUGGACUCCAUGGUAACCGGUGCUGGAGCGCGCUGCCGGUGUCUCCGUGAGGAGGACGAGAGCUGCAGCAGCUUCUGCCGCAGGUCUGAGCUGAUCCGCCCCCCCCCGGGCGACGGUUGCUCUGAGACACAGAACAAACAGCAGCUGGCAGAAGACACGGGCGGGAUUAAGAGGAUGGAGAAGCAGGUGUCUCUUGACGUGCUCAGCGUCGCCCUGAAAACCCGCGUGCUGCUGGAGAAGUGGAGGGUGACACGGCGCCACAGGGCGAGGGCGAGGGAGGCUGAGAGCGUGGCCUCGUAGAGACGACAGAAAACCUAUAACAUCUCCAAACACAGGGAGGGAAACGGCUUCAUCACCACGGGCCAUUCUCCUCAGCCAUUGACAGGGGGGGGCCCGGGUCAGCAGCCCCCCCCCCCCCCCCCCCCGGAAGACACCAGAGAGUCAGAAAACUGACUCCAUGUUGACUUCAAGCUGCGGAGUGGCGAGGUGUCUGCAGAGGAGCAGGAGUUCAACCUCCACCUCAUCAGACAGGGGAAGGAGGUCAGAGACGAUGUUGGGAGACAAGGUGACAGGAGACAAGGUGACAGGAGACAAGGUGACAGGAGACCAGGUGACCAGGUGACCAGGAGACCAGGUGGACUUGGACUCAGUCUGCAGACUGAAGGACGCUCCUUGAUGUUUUCAGACUCUGGAAUCAAAGAAAAACAUCAAACAUUUCACUGGAUUCAUCAGAAAAUUAAAGAUCAAUAAAUCAAAUCACUGUUGAUCAAUGAGGGAGUUUCUACUUCUGAUAUUUCAGAAUUUCCGUCUCUCGGUUGAAACAGUCGAAGGAUUUUGGACUUUGUGACGUUGUUUCUCUUGUUUUCACUGACUGAAUCUAUUUGCUGUAUUUGGGUCACAGGUCACUUCCUGUACGUCAGGUCAAAGGUCACUGUACCUGCUGGACAAUCUCUCACUGAUGACAUCACAGACGUAUUUAUGAUUUCACUGAAUGUGUAUAUUGUUGUUAUGAUUUAUUUAUUCUUUCUACAUAUUGUUUGAUAUUCACCAUAUUGGUGCGUCAUGUUUGUCAUUUCUAUGAAAUGUGUCGUCACUGAGGAGCCAUGUUGUUAAUAAAGUUUUAUACAACACCUCA
This is a messenger RNA of Seriola aureovittata, 1562 nucleotides long. It is a transcript of the gene edn1, whose product is annotated as endothelin 1. Lineage: Eukaryota; Metazoa; Chordata; Actinopteri; Carangiformes; Carangidae. Gene Ontology annotation, biological process: vein smooth muscle contraction; regulation of systemic arterial blood pressure by endothelin; intracellular calcium ion homeostasis. The record is from RefSeq and is a predicted model, not a curated record. Bases 164 to 727 code for a protein of 187 amino acids. The transcript is spliced from 5 exons. Gene Ontology annotation, molecular function: hormone activity; endothelin A receptor binding; endothelin B receptor binding. Gene Ontology annotation, cellular component: extracellular region.